UCUGAACUUUUCACGGCUGGAUCACUAUGGACCCGCUAUGGACGGACACCGGCGCUCCGGUACGGCAUGCAAAUACGUACUCUGACGUCGGCGAUCAUGUGGCUUUUGGCGUAGAUCCUCCUUGUGAUCGCCAAUUUUUUUCCUUUCCUGUCGCCUGUUGUCUGCUCGGCUAUUGGACCGCGGUGGGAGUGUUUCAAACAGCCUCGGCUCGUUUCGUCGGGUUAGCAGUCGCUUUGGGAUUGUACCACACUACCUGAGCAUCGCGCCAAAACGGUGGGCAGGUAGUGUCCUGUCAUGCAUUUCCAGGAGUUCGGCCAGCAGUGGAGCUGACACUGUCAGCGAGACCAGCCUGCAUUAUACUCCUACAGUCUCAUCUCUACCAAACCUUCACCUCGCAUUGCCCUGUUCUCUCUCCAGCCGCUAAUCCUGCCCACAGGGGAGGACUUUUUCCUCUGACUCCUUGGCUGCUCAGUCCCAUCCCAGGUACUGGUCCUGUGGUUGCUACCUCUCCUGUUAUAAAAGACAGUCCAGGCUUGUGUCCCAGUACAAGCCAGGCCCCCUGGCUUUUCUUUGGUACCUUAGACUGUCUUUUCACCCACCACUCUGACUGUGGUCCUGCAUCCUGGACUCCUCAGCCGUAGUCCCCUUCACAACAUCCCUGGCCAAGCACAAGCACCAAGUGAGGGCGGCCGUCCACCAGGACAAACCCAUUAUCCACCAUCAUCAUGUCCAGUCGGCGGAAGGCUUCCAUCCCCUGUAUGAUCCGGCCGGAGCAGACCAUGGUGGAGCUGGAUGAUGAGGCCGAGGAAUCAAAUAACAUGGAGACAACAACAGAGAACCAUGCGGAGGAGGGAGCUAUGGCAACAGAUCUCUCAACAGAGCCAGAACCAUCUGUGGACCUGGACCUAACAGGAAAGGCCUCUGACCCCCCUGCAGCUCCAGACAACCCAGUAACAGAGCCACCAGACAUUUCAAAGCCUCAGCGGAGGCAGCAGGGGGGCUACGAGUGCAAAUACUGCCCCUUCUCCACACAGAACCUCAACACUUUCAAAGAACACGUAGACGCCAACCACCCUAACGUCAUCCUCAACCCCCUCUACCUGUGUGCUGUCUGUAACUUCAACACAAAGAAGUUCGACACCCUGACGGAACAUAACGAGAGGUGUCACCCGGGGGAGAGCAACUUUAAAUUCAAACGCAUCAAAAUGAACAACCAGACAAUCUUGGAACAGACGAUAGAGGGGUACAGUAACAAUGCAGUCAUUUACAACACUUCCAGUGCCCUUUCUGGCAAAGGAGAGGAACUAGGCAAUCUGCCACUCAGCAAACCCACCACAGUCAAGAUCGGUAAACCAAAAAUAAUGUCAUCAGAUCAUAAAAGGACAGAGUCUCAGUUGGGUAAGCUGACCACUGAUCUGGCCAAGAAACCAAUCACAGCGGUUAAUGUGAACGGGACGGUGAUCAUCCCAGAGUCCACGCUGCUCAAAGCAGACAGCCUUUCUCACAUCAUGCCUUCCCUACAGCGGCCUCUAAACUACACCCAGGUGCCGAAGAUUGCAGUGCCCCUCAACACAACCAAAUACAACCCUUCGCUGGACGACAACCUGACACUCAUCUCUUCCUUCAACAAGUUUCCCUACCCAACACAGGCUGAGCUCUCCUGGCUCACCGCUGUCUCAAAACAUCCAGAGGAGCAAAUCAAAGUUUGGUUCACCACACAGAGGCUCAAACAGGGCAUUAGCUGGUCACCUGAGGAGGUGGAAGAGGCCAGGAAGAAAAUGUUCAACGGUACAAUCUCAUCUGUGCCUCAGACCUUCACCGUCGUAACUCCUCAGCUCAACUCCCAAUCAUCCACCAACCUGUCUGCACACAAUUCAGUCUCCAAACACAUGCAGUCUGCAGCCUCUGUCCUCCAGUCCCUCCCCUGUCAGCUCCUGGGACAGACCAGCCUGGUGCUAACUCCUGUGGCUAACGGCUCCACAGUCACGUGUGCGCCACUGGCACUUACUGUGGCUAACCAGGUGGCGCAGUCGCUCAAAAGACCCUUGCCGUCUCCUGUGAUCGCCACAGAGAGUAAGCGACCCUCCAUCAUUCAAACCGUCUCCGCGCCCAUGCCCACAUCCAAGCUGUCACCCAAAGUGCUGAGUUUCACUGUUGACCCCAAUAAAACAGCUGAGCAGCUAACGGUCCUGAGAUCCAGCUACACACAGUGUCCUUUCCCUGAGGAAGAUGAGAUCUACAGGCUGAUCGAGACCACCGGGCUGUCCAGAGGAGAGAUAAAGAAGUGGUUCAGUGAACAGAGGCUCCUUAAUCUCAAAGGUGUUCCUCCACCCCCCGUGUUGGUGAAAGCAGAGGUGACACCGACACCUAAAGACGGCCCCGUGAAGAAGGCGGUCCCCAGCCAGUUCCCCCUGCUGGAGAGGGUGAAGGGGAAGUCAUCGGAACAGCUGAAGGCACUGGAGGAGAGUUUCCAGAGAAGCAGCUCUCCAACCGAAACAGAGCUAGACCAGCUGGCCCAGGAGACCAGACUGUCCAAGACUGAGGUGGACUGCUGGUUUUCAGAGCGCAGGGCGCUGAGGGACAACAUGGAGAAGGCUUUACUCACCAUGGCCUUCAAGAACUCCGAGGACAGAGGAGAACGACCCGGAGCGUUGCUCAACGGUGCCUCUCAUCGCGAGCAGGACGGGAAACCUCUCCGCUCCUCUCCUCAUCCACCCGUCCUCUCCUCUUCCUCCUCUUCCUCCUCCCCCCCUGUGCUCGCAGCCUCCUCCCCUCAUCCGCCAACCCUGUCCUCCUCUGCGUCUCCUCCCAUCCUCACCUCAUCUUCCUCCUCUUCUCCUCAUCCUCCCAUCCUGUCUGCCUCCACCAGCCCAGCUCCCAUCACAAGCCGCUCCCUCACCUUGCUCAGAGAGAUGUUCCGUCGAACUCAGUGGCCGUCUCCUGAGGAGUACAGCCAGCUGGAGGUCCAAACAAGUCUGGGACGUACUGACAUUGUCCGCUGGUUCAAGGACCAUCGCUCAGCACUGAGGAACGGUGAAACCCUGGACUGGAUGGAAGGUUUCCAGAACCAAAACCUCGCCGAGCAGCAGAAAACAGGCCAGGAGCAGAAUGGGAACAGUCCUGAGAAAGUCCAGAGUGUUUCCUCGGAAGCCAAAGCCGCAAACGUGGGGGAGGCUGGUGAGAACACAGCAGCUGCUACAGAGCACUCCAAGCUUUCCGACCAAGACAAAGUCCAGUGGUUAACUGACAGACUAGCUCACAGUGUGACGGACCUGAGCCGGGCCAGACCGGACCAGACCAGUUCCAGCGCUGCCGAAAAAGGGAGGUGGGUAAAGGUGACGGUGGCGGUGGGGGAUGAGAGUGAAGGAGGAUUAGAAAAACAGCGGCUUGCGACAGACACUGACGUUCUGACCUUGGAGCAGCCUGGGAGGGUCACUGGUUGAUGAUAAAGUAAAUCACUGACUGCUGAGUCACCGACCAUCACGUAACAACUCAAGAUGACCAAAAGUGGAACCAGUGAUCUAUCAGUCUGCCUGUGAUGUCAUCACAAAGCGCCAGGGACUUUGUAGUUCCACUGUUUGAAAGCACUGACAUGUGGUGCAGACGCUGACAUUAAGAGGAGUGCCAAAGCUGGACUUGAUGCAUUGUUCUUACUACUACACUUUUUUUUUUUUUUUAAAGAAACAUCCAUGUAAAUAUUUUUCUGUAUUGCAAAAAAAAAGAAGAAAAAAAAAGGUUUGUACAGUUUUACUGGGAGGGCGAGUUUUGUUACAUUUUUUUAAAAGAAAAAGAGUGACUGGUGCCCCCGAAAAACCUGGAAUGUUUUUGUUGUUGUUUUAAGAUCAAAGUGUAUAAUAGUCUGUUAUUUGCUGAAAAUCAGUCCUAUUUUUUUGAAAAUCAUAAUUUGUCACUACUCGCUGUGAGUAGUAAUUGAUGGCACUUGCAUCUAUCCGCGUUGUAGUAAUAGAUAUUCUCAUGCUAGGCCACUUGGAUCUCCAGCUUAGGUGUUCAAACUGUUAAAAGAAUUGUCAGUUCUAUUUUUUUUAAUUUCUUUUUGCUGCGUCACUUUGACUCGUGCUGGUGAAGGAGCGGAAAUCACUCAGAAGUCAGAGUGAAUGUGCUGAGAGUGCACGGCCAGAGAAUGAACACAAGCAGCCACACACACACACACACACACACAUGCAGACCAAGACAAACUGCAUUAGGGCAAACGAAUGAAUUAAUGCACUGUACGUCCUAACUUCUUCUUCUAUCUUCUCUCAUCAGCUGGUGUGCUCUUGCAUCAGCACCGGGCGCAUGUUCAAGAGGCUUUAACAGUACAGAAUGUUCUUUUCUUCUUCUGAUAAAGACAUGAUUAAUCGCAUAGAGGAGAGAGUGUCUGUUCGAUUGCACCGCGCUGCCUUUUUCAGCUUUCUUUUUUUAUCUGACGUGUCCUGCCUGCCUCAGAACUGGGUCGAGUACAAGCUGAUGACGGUAAUGGUUUCAGCUUAUCAGUUCUUUUGUUUAAAAAAACAAACAAAAAAAACAACUUGAAAUAUCUCUUGAUUGAACUUGCCAAGAACAUUGUGGUGCAGAUGUUUCACGCAUGUUAAAAUAACCGAAGCUCCUUCAUUUUUGAUUCAGAUAUCCACUACUUCGCUCAGCUGUGACCUGUGAACACACCUCCUGUCCUCUCUCCCAAGUUUUCAGUAGGUCCUUUUUUGUUUUCUGGGUUUUUUCUCUGAACAAGGCAGGAUCAUUUUAUUUCUGUACAGUCCGUUUAAAAUAACUGCAAUGGAAGUUCAUGAAGUUUUAGGUUGCAGAGAUAAAUGAUCAAACCUGAAAAAACAAAGGAAUUUGAAAUCUUAUGGCAGAUAUCAUUAACUGCUUGCAUGAGCUUCACAAUUUCAUCUUUUUAAACAACAGAUUUAAAGAUUUUAAAGGGAUAUCUGUGUUUUUAUCGGUCAAAUUGCAAACCCCCUUGCAUUGUUUGUGCAAGCACCGAGUUAAGUUUGAAAUUCAGGUGUCAUUUUGAAUUGACCUGGUUUGAGGAGCAGGUUUCUGGCUGUUUGUUGGCUGAAUGUCUAUUGCUGCUGUUUUAGUUUCAUGUUCAGACAAGUAUCUGAGAUACUGUACAUUUGGUUGGCUUGUAUGGAAUACCGCUUGCAUUUUCAUUUUCUACUUUAGGUCUGCUGUAACUCAAUAAACACACAACCAACUGUUUAAAGUCUUGUUCUUCCAGUAUGAACAGCAUGUGUCAAAAUCAGAAACAUGGAUUUGGAGAGGAAGACUGGUUAGGAUCUCUUAUUUACUCAAGUACAAAAUAAUUUUGUAUAAAAUAAGCGAAACAGUGCAGAUCACUUUUUUUACAACUUUACAUUUGGGCAAGUGUGACAGUUACUUUUUCUCUUCCAUGAUGUGAUGCGACAUUUUUUUUAUUAAAUACACUUAAGCAAAUCAAAUCUCACAAUGUUUUAGUUGAGAGUCUAAUAGGACUCAACAGGAAACAUGUUAGUGCAACUCUAAAUACUGCACAUUUAGGGGUCAUGGCACACUUUUUGUAGUAUGUUGCUAAUUGCAGGUUAAAUAGAAGCUCCAGCUGUAUGUGGUAUAUAUACACAAACCUCCCCAUCAUCAUUAACUUAUGUUACUGUAAGUUGCAAUUUUUCACCAUCCUGAAGAAAGAUGUGAACAGUGAGAUAAUUAAACAGUCAGACUCGUUCAUCCUUUCAAUAAACAAAUGUUAUAUUUACAAAAAAACAAAA
Messenger RNA from Scomber scombrus (Atlantic mackerel), 5744 nucleotides. RefSeq names its product zinc fingers and homeoboxes protein 2-like. Gene Ontology annotation, cellular component: nucleus. Lineage: Eukaryota; Metazoa; Chordata; Actinopteri; Scombriformes; Scombridae. Gene Ontology annotation, biological process: regulation of transcription by RNA polymerase II. The record is from RefSeq and is a predicted model, not a curated record. The coding region runs from base 726 to 3443 and encodes 905 amino acids. Gene Ontology annotation, molecular function: DNA binding; DNA-binding transcription factor activity, RNA polymerase II-specific. The transcript has 13 exons.